Molecule: messenger RNA, 504 nt
Organism: Lathyrus sativus (Indian pea)
Lineage: Eukaryota; Viridiplantae; Streptophyta; Magnoliopsida; Fabales; Fabaceae
Source: the annotation of a GenBank genome assembly
AUGAAUAAACCGCAACUGCAUCGCCGGAGAUCGGGAUCUGUUUCUGCCGUUAUUCGAUCCAGCAGUGUCAGCAAUUUCGGCGGUGGUUCUAAUUCUAACCGUUUCAUGAUGAGGAACAGUAGGUCACUUAAUUAUUAUAAGUUGAGAGAGCAUUCUUCGAGUUUUCCGAUAUCGAAAGCGCCGGAAGUUGUCCGUGAUUCUUCUGUCAGAAGCGUUGCGUCAUCGGAGGGAGUAGCGAAGAAAGCAAUGAAGCCGCGAUGGUAUUCUCUCGUAUUUGGGAAGAUGAAGGUUCCACCGGAGAUGGAACUCAACGAUAUUAAGAAUCGGCAGGUUCGUCGGAUUUCUUCGAAAAGCAUGUUUCUAUCUUCGGAUUCCGGUGAAAAUUUGAACGUGAAUCGGAGCUCCGGUAAGGUGUCAUGGAAAAUACUGAAAGCGCUGAGUUGUAAGGAUCACAACAGCGUUUCCGUAACGAUGUCGUUCUCUUUGCCUCAAGCGUCGUCGUAA